UAAGCGCGCCUAGUUGAAAUUGCCGGCUUUGUGGUAGCUUCUUCUAGUCACGUUUGAAUGAAGAUUUGCUUUACUUUUAUGCAAAAGCAACAUCCCAUUAUACUCCUUUAGACGCGGGAAAAACCACAAAGAUAUUCGGUGCAGACGUAUCUGAGGCGAGAGCUAUCCAAAAAGGAAGAAGCAUGGAGUAUUUCGGCUUGCUAGCCGUUCACGUGUUGUGGCUUGUAGGCAUUAUGGCGGUGUCUUCGAAUGCCGAUCAUGUUGUAGGAUGCGGAGGGUUCGUGCAGUCAGAUGUGGAAAUUAACUACUCGUUGAUAGAGAUGAAACUUUACACGAAGCAAGGGAUUAUGAAAUACAAGACAGAAUGUGCUCCAAACAAUGGUUACUUCCUGAUUCCCCUUUACGACAAGGGAACAUCUGUGUUGAAGAUAGAGCCCCCAACUGGUUGGAGCUUUGAACCCAGCAGUGUUGAGUUGAACAUUGAUGGUAAAACAGACAAGUGCAGUAAAGGAGAGGAUACCAACUUCAUUUUCACUGGAUUCACACUCACUGGGAAGGUGCUGAGUCUAGGGCGUGGUGAGGGGCCAUCAGGGGUGGAUGUAGCUCUGUCUGGCAAUGGUGUAGAUCGAAAGGCUUCAACAACAGAUGGGGGAUUGUUUAUAUUCACCCGGGUUAUGCCAGGGAAUUAUAAAGUCACUGCCUCACACACAACCUGGGCUUUUGUCAAGAGCUCUGGUGAUGUAACUGUCAGUGAUGGAAGUGUAGAAUUGACUGAGAGCCUCAUGGUGGCCGGCUAUGAUGUCAAGGGUCAUGUACUUAAUGAUGGCCAGCCCAUAAAAGGUGUUCAAUUUCUUCUGUUUGCCAAGACAAACAUACAAAAGGAGGAGGUGUCUGGGUGUGCGCCUAUCCAUGAGAGUGCCCUCAAAGAAGUACAGUCCAAGUCUGACGGGGGCACGCCUCUUUGCCAGGUCAAUUCUGGGGCAGAUGGCACCUUCACCUUCCCCACAGUCCCUAGUGGGGAAUACAUCCUGGUGCCAUUCUACCAAGGUGAACACAUCACGUUUGAUGUUGUGCCAAGCAAGCUUACUUUUGCAGUCAACUACAAGAGUGUGGUGUUGAAGACACCUUUUCAAGUUCAUGGUUUCUCGGUGGUUGGCAGAGUGACAUCUGUCAAGGGUGAAGGUAUCAGUGGUGUGAGCCUUACCGUCACAGGCGGCAAAACAACCACAACAAAGCGUGAUGGGAUGUACAUUCUGGACAACAUAACAACAGGGACGUACACAAUACAGGCAAGCAAGACCAACUAUUUCUUUGAUGCAUUGCAAGUUCAAGUGACACCCAACACUCCCAAACUCCCAGACAUCAAGCCUGUCAGGUACCAUUUGUGCGGCAAGUUGGCGGUUGAUGUGUUUCCCCCAGGCAUGACACAGCUGAGUGGCCGCAAGGCGGUGCUGAAUACCAAGGAUGCCCCCAUUUCAACCAGAUCCAUGUCAGCAACAGCAGAUGCUGACGGCUCCUUCUGCUUUAGAGUCAGCUCUGGUGUGCACACCAUCCAGCCCGUAGUUACUAGCGUUGAGGCUGAGUCUGGGUUGGUUUUCAAGCCUGCUGAGCAAGUCAUAACUCUUGAUGAUGCACCUGUGGUUGAUGUUGUCUUUUCCCAGUUCCGGGCUGCUGUUUCAGGAUCUGUCAAGUGCAUCGGUGGCCAAUGUCAGGGCGUUUCCAUCUCCCUAGUGUCGGCAUCUAAUCCAAACUCCAAGAUGGUUACUGCGGUUUCAGACUCAGAAUCAACAUUUAUUUUCAAGGAUGUUUUACCUGGCAAGUACAAAGCACAAGCUGUCCAGGAAAAGUGGUGUUGGCAGAACAAAACUAUCGAGGUCACCAUUACAAACUCUGACAUCAACAACCUGGAGUUUACCCAGUCUGGUUACAUCCUCAAGUGCAGUCUAUCACAUGCUAUCACCCUGAAUUUUUCCCUGGAGAACAAGAAAGAAGUGGUCGGGUCAUUCAUCCUGUCUAAGGGAACAAAUCGCUUCUGCCUUUCUGAACCAGGUGUCUACAAUCUCACGCCUAAGUCAUGUCAUCGCUUUGAACAAGAAGUGUACAAGUAUGACACGUCAUCACCUUCUGUCCUCGCACUAUCCGCCAUCAAGCAUUGGAUGUCAGGUGUCGUCACUACCAAGAAGGCUGCCUCUGACAUCAGGGUGAAGAUCAGGUCUGUAAAAUCUAAAGAAGUCAUCAUCAUUGAAGGGCUAAAAGAAGGAAUAGAGAAUUUGGCUGGACAGAAACACCCUGAUCAGACCACGCCCAAAGAAGGCAACAAGACUGAACCAAAAAACAAGGAGUCCAAGGACGAGUACGUGUACAAGUUCUCACACUGGGGCAAACUUGGAGAGGAGUUUGAGGUCGUACCAUUGUCAGCAGAACUGCUUUUCUACCCAUCGUCCAAAACAGUCACCAUCACAGAUGGCUGUCCAGGGGCUUCUGUGGAAAUGGAAGGUCGACCAGGAGUGUUUUUGCAGGGUGCCAUCAUCCCCCCUCUCUCUGGAGUAGACAUCUCCAUCACCUCUGGACCAGGGGACCAGGAGGGCGCAAAGACGAACAUCAGGGUUCUCACAGAUGAUCAGGGACGCUACAGGGUUGGUCCAUUACAUGGUGGCAUCGAGUACAGCUUGGACGCGCAGAAGAAUGGUUUUAUCAUUACACCAAUGCCGGAGAGGAAGGGACACUUCCAGGCCUUCAAACUAGGGGAAAUCAAUAUCAAGGUGGCCGAUGUAGAAGAGUCACCGCUGGCCGGAGUACUGCUGUCUCUCUCUGCAGGGCAGUUUCGUAGCAACAAUCUGACGUCAGAAGCUGGUACAAUGGUCUUCGCUAACUUGGGACCUGGGCAGUACUUUUUCAGGCCAAUGCUCAAAGAGUACACAUUCGAUCCAGCGUCCCAGAUGAUUGACGUAAAGGAAGGAGCUACGGUGGAUGUCGUUGUCAAGGGAAAGCGAGUUGCCUUUAGUUGCUAUGGUCUUGUGACGUCACUCAACGGGGAGCCCGAGAAGGAGAUAGCCCUUGAGGCAGUCGGAAUGGGGAGCUGCGAGGGAAUGCAGGAAGAGACGAGAUCAGAUAAGGAUGGAACCUACAGACUUAGGGGACUCCAGCCUGGCUGCAGUUAUCGAAUCCGCGUCAAAUCAGGAGAUGGCAACCCUUUGAUAGAGCGUGCAUCGCCAGCAAACAUUGACGUUCAGGUGUCUGGAAGUGACGUCACCAAUGUGAACAUGAUUGUCUUCCGGCGUCGUAAUCAGUUUGAGAUUACUGGCACAGUGGCAUCCGAGCGGGACCACCUUCACACUCUUAAGGUGAUGCUGUACCGAGAGAAUAACCUAGACACACCGGUGCUGACCACCUCGGUGGGAAUCGCAGGCUACUUUCAGUUCCAGCCCGUUCCAAAUGAUGGCGAGGUGUACGUUGUCCGUCUAGACUCCAGCCUCUCCACCAAGACCUUCGUGUACAGCCUUCCCGAGGCGACCGUGACCAGCACAGGCAUCCGAUCACACGUCAAACUCAUCUUUGCCCCCAAGAGCCGUACAUUCGAGCAAGAGCCUUCCCAGGGAUCCUUGCUGGCGCUGCCGUUCCUCGCCAUACUUGCGUUACUCUUUAUAAACCAUUCCAAGAUUUUUCCCGUGAUGCAACAGGCAGCGCAGAUGUUGCAGGGAGUCCCCGCCGCUGACCAGCUUCAGGUGUCCGUGGACGAGCAGCUGAAAAACCGCAAGAAAAUAAGCACACGGCGGAGAUAACUAUCACUUAUCUUAGUGAUUUUUUCCUCUUUAGAAUUCAAUAAAAGCGAAAGACCCUUAAAGAGUGGUUCUCUCACCCAGGUCACGUGACGGGCGUACUAGUUCAUCUCACGUGACCCUAGUCAGUGAGGAGAGCAUGGAUUGUACCUGAUGGCCUAUUCGUCACACGUUGAUCAUUGAGACUCACAUCUGGUCAGACGCAUCUGUCGUAUUUAUACCAAUUUUGGUAUUAUUAGGUAGUUAGUUUAUCGAAUGAGGUUAGGCGCUGAGAGUGAAAACAAGUUUUGGGGAAUUUUAACGUUAUAACCAUGUCGCUGUCAACCUUUUAGACGAGAAUUUGGUUGCUUUCCACGUGUUCGCCGUAAGUUAGUGACUGAACCAUAGCGGCCAGAGCGACGUUUAUUAAAGCUGACUCAUAUUCUCGCAGUCUAUCCACCUUUAAAGGCCAGGUAGAGAGGAUCCGAAUUGGGAUAGGGGCUAAACUACAAAUAAACCACACUUGCUGAUGUCUCUUAAUUUGAAUAGGGGCUACACUACAAAUAAACCACACUUUCCGGUGUCUCUAAA
Nematostella vectensis (starlet sea anemone) is the source of this 4349-nucleotide messenger RNA. Its product is annotated as nodal modulator 3. Gene Ontology annotation, molecular function: carbohydrate binding. The record is from RefSeq and is a predicted model, not a curated record. The transcript has 38 exons. Gene Ontology annotation, cellular component: endoplasmic reticulum membrane. The coding region runs from base 183 to 3782 and encodes 1199 amino acids. NCBI's taxonomy places the organism in Eukaryota, Metazoa, Cnidaria, Anthozoa, Actiniaria, Edwardsiidae.